Fusarium verticillioides 7600 is the source of this 1887-nucleotide messenger RNA. RefSeq lists its product as hypothetical. The transcript has 2 exons. The coding region runs from base 211 to 1467 and encodes 418 amino acids. Gene Ontology annotation, biological process: protein deneddylation. Gene Ontology annotation, molecular function: protein binding; metallopeptidase activity. Lineage: Eukaryota; Fungi; Ascomycota; Sordariomycetes; Hypocreales; Nectriaceae. Gene Ontology annotation, cellular component: COP9 signalosome. The record is from RefSeq and is a predicted model, not a curated record.
CAUGGAUGCGGGGCAUCUUUAUUCCCCAUGAUCCGUCUAUUUCCUACUCAUCUCCAUCAUCCUUCACGCCAACGCCGCCUUGACCAAAGCUAACGAUAGCUUCAUUCAAGUAACAAACGCACUAAUCUCAACCCCUUCCUAACUUUGCCACAUAAUUUCCACGACAGACUUGACCUUAAACGCUUCACAGCGUCUUCGCCUCAGCUCAUCAUGGCUGCCUCGACCCCCGCCAACCCUCUGCUUUCUAACCAGAAGAGUUCCGAGCUUCAGGCUGUUCUUCACCCGCUGGUGCUCCUCACCAUCUCCGAUUAUAUCACACGGCAUACUCUUCGCCAACAGGAAGGCCCCAUCAUUGGCGUCUUGUUAGGUCAACAAAAUGGUCGCGAAAUCACAGUCGAGCACGCCUUUGAAGCUCACACCCGACAAGAGCCCAGUGUGCAAGGUGGAUACCUCCUCGAUGCCACGAAAUUCGGUGCACGGUUAGAACAGAUGAUCACUGUCCACAAAGACAGACACCUCGACCUCGUUGGAUGGUACACCCUCCUACCCUCUUCAGGUCCGACCCCAACUAUCCUACCAAUCCACAAUCAGAUUCUCGAAGGUUGGAACGAGUCAGCCAUACUCCUCGGAUUCCACCCGGAACAGGUCCUUGAUCACUCCGUCGGUGGCAGACUUCCGCUCACUAUUUAUGAAAGCAAUUAUGAAGUCGACGAUCCAAAGGCGGAUAACGAUGGAGAGGACAAGAAGAUGGAUGACGCGGAGCCCGCUCUUAAGCUCAAGUUCAGAGAGCUGCCCUAUUCGGUUGAGACCGACGAAACAGAGAUGAUCAGCAUGAACUACGUUGCUGCUUCAGGAGGAAACGCUGCUGCCGCUCCACAAAAGGAAGACAAGCCCUCUUUGUCCAUCGAGUCAAAUGGCAAAGGCAAGCGCCGACUAGUAGAGAGUCACGAUGAGGAUCACAACAAGGCGAUUGCGCCGGAUGAUGAGGUUGCUCUGACGCCGGAAGAGGACGAAACGAUUGCUGCCCUCACAGCAAAGGCCAACGCUAUCAAGAUGCUCCAGUCGCGGAUACUCCUUCUCACCACCUACCUAGAGCGUCUUCCCCCCUCGUACAUCAACGGGAACGCAGCCGAUUCCAGUAGCAUGGACGCCGACUAUACCACUCCAUCAGCGACAGUGCUUCGCCAGAUCCAAGCCCUCGUCAGCCGCCUGGACCUCGUCAUUCCCUCGGACAGAGCCGCAUUUGAGCGCGAGAUGCUCCAUGAGGCGAACGAUGUUAACCUGGUGAGACUCCUUAACGGCAUUGUCCAGAGCGUGGGUCAGGCCCGUGACGUUGGUAAGAAGUUCUAUGUUGUCGAAAACGCAAAGGCGUCGCACCGUCGUGGUGCUCCUCCUGGCCCCGGACAGGAUUUUGUCAUUGACCCAGCGGCUUACAACAUUCGUGGAGCUGGCGAUCUCCUGGUUUGAGAUUGCUAGAUAUACGGAUAAAGGCACGAUGAUGCGUUUAACAGAAACGACUUAGUUACAUUCAGCCGGGCGUUUGGUGUUUGAGCUAGAUUACAACUUCGAGUCGUGUUUUAGACAUGAAUUAAAUCAUAGACUAGUUAGCCAUGUCGUGUUCACGAGUCCAGUUGUUCGUGGAGAUAUCCCGGCUUCAUGUGUCAAGUCAAGAUAGGGCGCAAGUGUUCAUGUUAAUAUCGUGGACUAUGUCUGCUAGGACGAACUCCUUGCCAAACCGUUCUUCUAGCCCAUUAAACCACUUCAUAUCAUACUUGUUAUCUCUCCAACCAAACCCAAUUAAACCCCCAAACUACCAGGAUAGUUGCUGAUAUCUUCAUAACGAGAAUCUAUUUACACAUCCACCGUGAAGCACGCCACUGAUGUAGC